AGCCUUCCUCCCUACACACGCAGCAUCACCACGCAUCCCUACUCCACUGUGCAGUCUCUCUUAUUUGCCUCCCCAUCACCACACAUAUGAGAAAUCGCUCGUGGGGGCCCUGCCUAUUGAUCUCUUAACAUCUGGAACACCUCAUAUUUGUUUUACAAGGCAGAGGCGAAGCGUCUGUGCCCGAGAUAGAGGAGUGAGACAGCAGCAGCAGCAGCAGCACCAGGACGGACCACUUGACACCUUGCUUCACGACAUCGAUAUGCAGUAGUGUGAUACCAGCUCUGCGGAGACGGGAAGGCCAGUCCAUGGCAUCUUGAUAUUAAAACCGUGGGCUCUGCGCAUUCCUCACCGACGGCGUAGUCUUUUUUCCCCCCUGCGGAGUCGAAAGGAUUAACUUGGCCAGAUAUUAAAAAAGAAGAAGAAGAAGAAGCGGCGAGGGAGGAAAUCUUAACAAUAAUUAAAUUUGACCAAAUUCUGUUUGGGGGAUUCGUGGGAUAUCAUUGGACCUGCGAUGGACUCCAGCGCGGGGGAAUAUGGCAUGGCUCGUCUUGGAUUGUUUUUGGUUUUGAUGGGGCUGUGGAGAUUUAGCGAUGCUUGCCCCGCAUCUUGCACUUGCAGCAUCUCAAGAAUUGUUUGUAUUGAUUCUGUACCAGGGAUCGAGGAUUUCCCUGUCCUCACGUUAGAUGACAUGGAAAACAUCACCGAGAUAUACAUUACUAAUCAAAACAGACUGUUUGACAUCAAUGACAACAGUCUGAGGCACUACAUAAACCUCAGAAACCUAACGGUGAUGAAGACGAGAUUGACAUUUAUAUCAUCAGAUGCAUUUUUCAACAAUACAAGACUUCAAUAUGUAAAUCUCAGAGACAAUAACCUAUCAACGCUGUCAUGGAGAACAUUUCAGAACUUAAACACAACAUUCCCGCUCCUGCUGGCCGGUAACCCUCUGGAUUGUGUUUGUGAGAACAUGUGGAUCAAACUGAGGCUCCUAGAAGACCUCGACAGUCAGGACCUGAAAUGCUUAGACGACAGAGGAGCGCCACAGGCCUUCUCCACACUCACCCCACCAGACUGUGUGAUUCCCAGAGUAGAGGUCAACCCGAGCACCUUCACGGAGAUGCAGGGGAGUAAUGUCAAAGCUGUGUGCAGGGCCACGGGCUCCCCUCCCCCUGAGAUCGUGUGGAACCUCGACUGGCUCUCGACCCACCACGAGAUUGAUCCUUCGGAAACAGAGAGCAGCCUCAGCUUGUCAGACCUUUCUCCUGAUGAUAAUGGGAAGGUGAUCAUAUGCAGCGCCGAGAACAUGGUCGGUCAGACGGAGGCCACUCUGCAGCUCAAUAUUCUCUUUGCCCCCACCAUCCAGCAGCUGCUGGGGCCCGAGCGGGACCACCACUGGUGCAUCCCCUUCAGCGUGACGGGGAACCCUAAGCCGGAGCUGCAGUGGUACCACAAGAACAUCCCUCUGAAGGAGCAGGACUACAUCCGCACCAUGAUCCACGUCUCCACCGAGAGCGAGUACCACGGCUGCCUGCAGCUGGUCAACCCCACGCACAUCCACAACGGUGUGUACAGGCUGGUGGCGAAGAAUAAGUACGGCCGGGACGAGAAGAAGGUGUCUGCCCAGUUCAUCGACCCGCCUUACAUCGACCACACAGCAGAAGACUUCUACUACUACACCACCGACUCUCCACUCCCUCCGCUGGAUGACAGUGUUGCAGUUUAUGUAGUUGUGGGAAUAGCAGGAGUCGCCCUGACCGGCUGCGUUCUGAUGGUGAUCAUUCUGAAAUAUGGAAGAAACUCCAAGUUUGGGAUUAAAGGCUCCUCCUCAGUCAUCAGUAAUGACGAUGACUCUGCCAGCCCUCUUCAUCACGUCUCCAAUGGCAACAACACCCCGUCGUCCUCGGAGAUGGGUCCAGACGCAGUGAUCAUUGGGAUGACAAAGAUUCCUGUCAUUGAGAACCCACAGUACUUCCGUAACUCCGGCAGCAUGCUGAAAUCUGACACGUUUGUCCAGCACAUCAAGAGACACAACAUCGUUCUGAAGCGGGAGCUGGGAGAGGGCGCCUUUGGUAAGGUGUUCCUCGCCGAGUGCUACAACCUGACACCCGACCAGGAGAAGCUCCACGUGGCGGUCAAGACUCUGAAAGAAGCCAACGAGAGCGGCCGGGCUGACUUUUACAGAGAGGCCGAGCUCCUCACCAACCUGCAACACGAACACAUUGUCACUUUCUACGGCGUGUGUGUCGAGAGCGACCCGCUCAUCAUGGUGUUUGAGUACAUGAAACAUGGAGACCUGAACAAGUUCCUCAGGUCUCACGGUCCUGAUGCAGUGCUAAUGGCAGACGGUCAACACAGUAUCUUGGUGGAGCUCACCCAGUCCCAGAUGCUGCACAUUGCCCAACAGAUUGCGGCUGGCAUGGUCUACCUGGCCUCUCAGCACUUUGUCCACAGAGACUUGGCAACCAGAAACUGCCUGGUAGGAGAAAACCUGCUGGUCAAGAUAGGAGACUUUGGCAUGUCCAGAGACGUUUACAGCACAGACUACUACAGAGUGGGCGGUCAUACGAUGCUGCCAAUCCGCUGGAUGCCCCCAGAGAGCAUCAUGUACCGGCGGUUCACCACAGAGAGCGAUGUGUGGAGCCUCGGCGUGGUGCUGUGGGAGAUCUUCACCUAUGGAAAGCAGCCCUGGUACCAGCUCUCCAACAAUGAGGUGAUAGAGUGCAUCACGCAGGGCCGUGUGCUGCAGCGACCUCGCACCUGUCCUAAAGAGGUGUAUGACCUGAUGCUGGGCUGCUGGCAGAGGGAGCCCUACAUGAGGCUGAACAUCAAGGAGAUCCACAGCAUGCUCCAGAGCCUCGCCAAGGCCUCACCUGUGUACCUGGACAUACUAGGCUGAGGCUCUUGUAUGUACUUUUGCGUGCAUGAUUGUGUGUGUGUGUGUGUGUGUGUGUGUGUGUGAGCUGGGGGUGUUUGUUUGCACAUGAUGAGACGGAGAGGAGAGGAGGAAAUGAAGGUUGUGCGACUGUGAGUCUGUGUACAGUACCUGGCUGUAAAUGUUCUUGUAAAUGCUAUCGUCCGUUUCCUCAUUACAUCGAGAAAAGCCUUAAAUUCUGAGUGUUUUCUUUUCUUUUUCUUGUUUUUUUUAUUUAUUUAUCCAUUUACAGAUGUUACUGAGGCAUGUUUCACAAAUGGAAACCAAAAUGCAUAUAGGAUUAUGUAAAUUUAUCCAAUCCAUCAACUCUCCUAUAUGUGAAAGGCAUAAAAAUAAUCAGUCAUCGAUUACUGGGUUACUCUGUCUGCAUUCAUCGCGUUAAAUAAUCUCUGAAAGGGAAAAUAAUGUGUCUCCAUAAUGAACAGUGUGUGGACACGACUUUGUAGAUAGAGCUUUGUCUCCUUUCAACACACAGAGAGACACACUCUGCAGGAAGACAAAAAAAAAUACUCAAGUUACAGCUGAAGCUUUUUCCUUUAUAUGUCACAGACUAUUUUAAUAUUUGUAGAAUUUAUAAAUGUUGACUCUGUUUUCAUUCAAAGCUGUUGAUUUCAACCUGUGGUUUUUGAGUCAUCUACAGAAACUUUUGCUUGUUUGCAUUUUAAACAUACGUCUAUAUUAUAAUACGCGUACGUUUAAGAAAUAAUUUAAAACCCAUAUAGAUUCUCAUAGGUGCCUGUGUCUGUAAUAUACUCUGUUACACUUUAUAACAACAAUCAUUAAAAAAUAGUAAAUGAAUAGCUAAUCAAACUUCAGUAAAUUAUUUCUCUGUUAAGAAAAUAAUAAAAUUCAUUAUUAGUAAUAUAAUAUAAUUUUAUAUUUUAACCAUAUAUAUAUA
Centropristis striata (black sea bass) is the source of this 3830-nucleotide messenger RNA. RefSeq names its product neurotrophic tyrosine kinase, receptor, type 2b (gene ntrk2b). Gene Ontology annotation, molecular function: brain-derived neurotrophic factor receptor activity; brain-derived neurotrophic factor binding; ATP binding. Bases 512 to 2896 code for a protein of 794 amino acids. Lineage: Eukaryota; Metazoa; Chordata; Actinopteri; Perciformes; Serranidae. Gene Ontology annotation, biological process: positive regulation of kinase activity; cell surface receptor protein tyrosine kinase signaling pathway; regulation of phosphatidylinositol 3-kinase/protein kinase B signal transduction. The transcript is spliced from 18 exons. Gene Ontology annotation, cellular component: signaling receptor complex; plasma membrane; axon. The record is from RefSeq and is a predicted model, not a curated record.